Molecule: messenger RNA, 1110 nt
Organism: Penicillium canariense
Lineage: Eukaryota; Fungi; Ascomycota; Eurotiomycetes; Eurotiales; Aspergillaceae
Product: Zn(II)2Cys6 transcription factor
Exons: 4
Coding region: 1-1110 (369 amino acids)
Biological process (GO): positive regulation of transcription by RNA polymerase II
Cellular component (GO): nucleus
Molecular function (GO): DNA-binding transcription factor activity, RNA polymerase II-specific; transcription cis-regulatory region binding; zinc ion binding
Source: RefSeq, a predicted model, not a curated record
AUGAGCAGUCUCCGUAAGAAGAAAUGCGACGAGACAAAGCCACACUGCGUGGCCUGCGCCCGGAACAAACUGGAGUGCAAGUGGCCACCGCAUAUCAUUCGAAUAUUCGGUCUCGACUCGGACCAUGCGAGUGAUGCCGAGAGGCGGGCCCGUUGGGGAACUGAGAGAUCUACAAGCGAUUGCUCCAUCGCAACAUCCGCGUCUCCACCCGGCCGAGACCCACGCGCCCUGCAAGUGGUAGAAAGCCAUGAAAAACAUGCAGAUACGACAAGAGGUUAUGCUAUUGCAUGGUCCAAGGGCCUGAACACAUUCCUGAGCCCCCGGAGGGCGGGAUUGCUGCUACCAGCCUCGCAAACCUUGCUGGCACACUAUCUCGAGAUGACGGGCCCUCUUUUAGCCACAGCCCCAGCUCAGAGUGCGCCAUUUGUAUCAUGGGUCAUGCCAAUAGCCUACAAUGAUGACCUGGUGAUGCACAGUGUGCUGGCAUUAAGUGGGGCCCAUUUAUCGUUCAGAGCGGAGACCCUCGAGAUUAAGCAGGCAGUCUACCAACAUUAUUGCUUAGUAUUGAAGUCUCUUCGUCAAAUAUCCCAACCCGAGAAUUUACUGAGCGAUCCCUUUGCGCUCCUUCGGGUUGCUUUGACAUUAGUCAUUCUCUGUCAUUAUGAGGUUCUUUCCGGAAGCCUGGAUGGGUCUUUCUUCACCCACCUCCGGGCCAGUCGCCACAUUGUGUUGGAACUACGGAAUAAGCGACACCAGAUCAAAACCGAUGCUGAACGGAAGCUGUAUGGGUUCGUGAUGGAGCUCUACGCCUACUUCGUCCUGUGCAACGGUAUCACCCCGUUCGGGAUGAAUGAAAACCGAGCGUUAAUUUACGACUCAUUCCUCCAAUCAUUGGAUGACUUGAAGGAUUUUGGUGCAUUUGGCGUUAUGUUCGGUGGGGGCCACGGUCUGUUUGAGAUCAUUUCGUCAAUAUCUCUCUUUGCCGCGCAACAGGAACUCAUGCGUUCAUCACCACAGUCCAUUGGAACCCCUCGGGUACUGACUGCGCGGAAGUGGACUGGCCCUCCGGCUGUCGAGCAAUGCUGGAAGUAUGUCGGCACGCAUUAUUGA